Purpureocillium lilacinum is the source of this 405-nucleotide messenger RNA. RefSeq names its product histone H2A. The record is from RefSeq and is a predicted model, not a curated record. Gene Ontology annotation, biological process: heterochromatin formation. Gene Ontology annotation, molecular function: DNA binding; structural constituent of chromatin; protein heterodimerization activity. NCBI's taxonomy places the organism in Eukaryota, Fungi, Ascomycota, Sordariomycetes, Hypocreales, Ophiocordycipitaceae. Gene Ontology annotation, cellular component: chromatin; nucleosome.
AUGACCGGCGGUGGCAAGUCUGGCGGCAAGGCCUCUGGCUCCAAGAACGCGCAGUCCCGUUCUUCCAAGGCCGGUCUCGCGUUCCCCGUUGGCCGUGUCCACCGUCUUCUGCGAAAGGGCAACUAUGCUCAGCGUGUCGGUGCCGGUGCUCCCGUCUACCUGGCUGCCGUCCUCGAGUACCUCGCCGCUGAAAUUCUUGAGCUGGCUGGCAAUGCUGCUCGUGACAACAAGAAGACGCGUAUCAUUCCCCGUCAUCUCCAGCUCGCCAUCCGGAACGAUGAGGAGCUGAACAAGCUGCUGGGCCACGUCACCAUUGCCCAGGGUGGCGUCCUCCCCAACAUUCACCAAAACCUGCUGCCCAAGAAGACCGGCAAGAGUGGCAAGGGUCCGAGCCAGGAGCUGUAA